AGAGGCGGAGACAGGGCGGAGCCAGAGCGCCUGGAGCACCCACCCCCGGAAUCGAAAGCGAAAGAGGGGGCCAGGAAGGAAGGGCGGAGCCGGCCUGAGGCCCCGCCCCCUGCCCUGCGCGACUGCUGGACCGCGGGGCGCGCCCUGGUCGGGGGGCGCUGAGCGCGCAGUGCGGACCCUCUCGGGGACCCGCGCCGCCGCCGCCGCCACCAUGUCUCAGGAAGGUGUGGAGCUGGAAAAAAGCGUCCGGCGCCUCCGGGAGAAGUUUCAUGGGAAGGUAUCCUCCAAGAAGGCGGGGACUCUGAUGAGGAAAUUUGGCAGCGACCACACUGGAGUGGGGCGCUCCAUUGUGUACGGGGUAAAACAGAAAGAUGGACAGGAACUGAGUAAUGACCUGGAUGCCCAGGACCCACCAGAGGACAUGAAGCAGGACCGGGAUAUCCAGGCAGUGGCGACCUCCCUCCUACCCCUGACGGAAGCCAACCUACGCAUGUUCCAACGUGCCCAGGAAGACCUCAUCCCUGCCGUUGACCGGCAGUUCGCCUGCUCCUCCUGUGAUCAUGUCUGGUGGCGCCGUGUGCCCCAGCGGAAGGAGGUAUCCCGGUGUAGGAAAUGCCGGAAACGCUAUGAGCCAGUGCCAUGUGAUAAGAUGUGGGGCCUGGCUGAGUUCCACUGCCCAAAGUGUCGGCACAACUUCCGGGGCUGGGCACAGAUGGGGUCCCCGUCUCCCUGCUACGGGUGCGGCUUUCCUGUGUUUCCAACACGGAUCCUCCCUCCUCGCUGGGACCGAGACACGGAUCGCCGCAGCACCCAUACCCACUCCUGCUCAGCUGCUGAUUGCUACAACCGGCGAGAGCCCCAUGUGCCUGGGACUUCCUGUGCGCACCCCAAGAGCCGGAAGCAGAAUCAUCUGCCCAAAGUUCUGCACCCCAGCAAUCCCCACAUCAGCAGUGGCUCCACCGUGGCCACCUGCCUGAGCCAGGGGGGCCUCAUCGAUGACCUGGACAACCUUAUCCUGGAAGACCUCAAGGAGGAGGAGGAGGAAGAGGAGGAGGAGGCCGGGCAUGGGGAGUGACCCCUGCUGGGUGCAGAUGCAAACCAGACACGGUCUGUGGAUAUUUUGUGUUGUUAUAAAAUAUGAGCUCAAACCAAGAUCUAAAUGCCCUUGGGGAGACGUCUGGGUCUGAGAUAUUGGGGAGUCCUGGGUCCCAUUUUCAGGGCCCUGGGGAGCAGAUCCACAUGGAAAGGUCUGAGGGACAUGGCCCACAGAGGGCCACAGAGGAGGUGUGGCAAAGAGAACUUGGGUUCUUGCUGACAAAUGUCUCCUGGGAUAGAUGGUCACAGCCUCAGCGGCCGGAUCAGCAUGGCGGUCUUCUUGAGAGAGUAAGCCCCACCACGAAACUCGGCCCAGUAGACACCAUCCUGGUAGCGGCUGCGGUAGUGGCCACCAUGGUGCCACACACCAUUCAGGUUAGAGUGGGCACAGGCAUGGUACCACCAGCCUCCUCGCUGGUACAGGGCGCAAUUACCUGAGGGGAGAGAGAGUCCAUGUCCUCUCACCAGAAUAAAAGUUUCUACCAACACCUCACUAGUACAAGGCUUUUACCAGGCAUCCUCUGGCCCUUCCCACUCUUAUUGAAAAUAAGCCUUGAUUUCCCGAUCCCCUCACCAAAAUAAGAAUCUUGGCUUCCACUUUCUUUUUCAGAGUAAUAGCUUAACUUCUUCCCUAUUCUCUUAUCAAAGCAUGAGUCCCACGUUUCCCACCCUCUACAAACUAGGAGAUCUACCUUGCAUUGUGGGUUGGGGGUUGUGGGUUGGGGGAGAGAAA
Molecule: messenger RNA, 1828 nt
Organism: Talpa occidentalis (Iberian mole)
Lineage: Eukaryota; Metazoa; Chordata; Mammalia; Eulipotyphla; Talpidae
Gene: SHFL
Product: shiftless antiviral inhibitor of ribosomal frameshifting
Exons: 8
Coding region: 212-1075 (287 amino acids)
Biological process (GO): innate immune response; viral translational frameshifting
Molecular function (GO): ribosome binding; sequence-specific mRNA binding
Source: RefSeq, a predicted model, not a curated record